GUAGGACAUAGUAGCGGCGAGCAGUAAGGGAAAUGAUCAAAGCGUACACACCUUCCCUGGAUUGUUUGUCAAGGACUAACAUGUCUUCUCUCAACAAAAAAACAAAAAACACCUUUAGGGAAGCGUUCUGUCUCAAUUAUCGUUUUGGAAACUAACUGCCGCGUAAAAAGCCUGUGUUUUUUGACGACGUUAACCGUAGGCACACAUUCCUUCUCACGCAGUCACCUUCCUCAACCAACUCCCACGUCACAUGGGACCUUGUCAGCCAGUGGUAAUGUUAUGUCCCUUAGAAGGAAAAGGCUGUGUGGACACUCGACACCUGCAGACUGACAUUUCAUUUCAGAAUUGGUUCAAAUGAGGUUAAGCGGUACUGAUGAUAGCCAGCAGGGGGCAGAGAGAACGCAGCCAAAAAAGAGACGCUGGUGUCGCCCCAGCUGCCUUGGCCUGUUUCUGUUCCUGGUCGUGAUGAUGAUUGUGGUCUCCCUGGAAAUCGACCUCAAAGAACUGUCAUCUAUCUGGAGCUACACCUGGUGGAGGGAAAACCGGACCUCACCUUCAACAACCAAUCUAGCAGCAAACAUGUCAGUUGCGAUUCAGGAGAAAUACCAUGUAGAAUACCCACAUGAGUACUCCUUCAUCAUGGAUGAGCAGGUGAAAUGCCGGGAGCAGAACCCCUUCCUGGUUCUGGUGGUGCCAGUGGCGCCCUAUAACAGGGAGGCUCGUGACGCUGUCCGCAGUACUUGGGGCAGUGAGAGGCAGGUACUGGGAAAAGAGGUGCGUCUGUUCUUCCUGCUGGGACUGCCCAGUGGAGAGGGGACAGAGCAGCUCCAGGAGAAGGUGCUGCAGGAGAGCAAAGAGCACCAGGAUCUGCUGCAGAGCGACUUCAUAGACAGCUACAAAAACCUGACCAUCAAGACCAUGAUGACGAUGGAGUGGCUGAGCUCUCGCUGCCCCAACGCCUCCUACGCCAUGAAGAUCGACUCAGACAUGUUCCUCAACGUGCACAACCUGGUUUACAUGCUGCUUCUACAUUCUCCCAAGCAGAACUACAUGACUGGACAAGUGGCAAUUGGUGCAGCGGUUCUUCGGGACCCGAGCUCCAAAUGGUACCUUCCUCAUGAGGCUUUUCCUGAACCAGUAUACCCACCUUAUGCUCUGGGCCUGGGCUAUGUCUUCACCUUAGACCUCCCCAGGAAGCUGGUGGAGGCGUCCAGGCACGUUAAAGCCAUCUACAUAGAGGAUGUGUAUCUGGGACUGUGUAUGAGACACCUGGGCAUCAGGCCUGCUAACCCCCCCAGUUGGAGACUUUUUCUGGGGUACACAGGUGCCCAGAAUCGCUGUUACUACAGCUCUGUCAUCACGACCAUCCUCUCGACUCCUCAACAGCUACUGGACAUAUGGAAAGACUUGAAGAAACUUGGGCCUGCCUGUUGAAACAUCACAGGCUGGUUUCCCGGACCCAGAUUAAGACUAUUCCCAGAAUAAACAAGCACUUUCAAUGGAGAUUCUGUGUCUCGGAAAUCUCUUUUCCAAACAUUCUCACAGAAAUAAACAGAUAGCACUGCACCUUAUCCAUACAUGUAUAGAGACAGUGGGUAUCAUGUGUAUUCACCCCCCUUUGGAUUUCUUCACAUUGUGUCGUGUUACAAAGUAAAAAAUGGUCCUUUAUUGUCAACGAUCUACACAAAAUACCCUGUAAUGUCCAAAUCUCAAAAAUAUUUGAAAAUUUCUUAAAUAUUAAUGAAAAUUUAAACACCAACAUACCUUGAUUAGAUAAGUCUUCACCUGCCAGAUUCAAUACAUGUUAGAAUCACAUUUGGCAGUGAUUACAGCUGU
Coregonus clupeaformis (lake whitefish) is the source of this 1836-nucleotide messenger RNA. Its product is annotated as beta-1,3-galactosyltransferase 1-like. Gene Ontology annotation, molecular function: N-acetyl-beta-D-glucosaminide beta-(1,3)-galactosyltransferase activity. Gene Ontology annotation, cellular component: membrane. The record is from RefSeq and is a predicted model, not a curated record. NCBI's taxonomy places the organism in Eukaryota, Metazoa, Chordata, Actinopteri, Salmoniformes, Salmonidae. The transcript is spliced from 2 exons. Bases 355 to 1434 code for a protein of 359 amino acids.